Messenger RNA from Striga asiatica, 372 nucleotides. The record is from the annotation of a GenBank genome assembly. NCBI's taxonomy places the organism in Eukaryota, Viridiplantae, Streptophyta, Magnoliopsida, Lamiales, Orobanchaceae.
AUGUCUGGGAGCUUUGUGCUGAAAUCCGAUCCCAACGUCUUCGUGCUUAUGGAUUUGAAGAGUGUAGCAAUGGCUAAGAGGCUGAAAAUGAAGGAAGAUGAACUUUUGUAUCUUAAAUCCAAAGUAAAUGACUUGAAGGAGCAAUUAAAAUGCGAAGAAGUUACUGCAGUAGCAAUGGCUGAGAGGCUGAAAAUGAAGGAAGAUGAACUUUUGUAUCUUAAAUCCAAACUAAAUGACUUGGAGGAGCAAUUACUUUAUUUCACUUCACAACCAUCUUAUAAGCACAAAUCUGUGUACAAGAAUAUUGAAUACCAAACAACCUCAAAUCCAAGGCAGUUCACAGUCUUGCUGCACGAAACAACCAUCUUAUAA